Messenger RNA from Dendrobium catenatum, 363 nucleotides. RefSeq lists its product as uncharacterized. Lineage: Eukaryota; Viridiplantae; Streptophyta; Magnoliopsida; Asparagales; Orchidaceae. The transcript has a single exon. The record is from RefSeq and is a predicted model, not a curated record. Bases 1 to 363 code for a protein of 120 amino acids.
AUGACGGGAGAGACCUAUAAGAGAAAAUGUGUUGAGGAAAUCCAUUUUCCAAGUAUUCAGGGUCCAUGGAUCAUACAAUCAAUCGAUGAAAUAAGGGAGGUGUCUUGGAUCAAUCCCAUCUUGUCUUUUUUACAAGAUGGGGUACUACCUAAAGAACCCAUGGCUGCAACAAGACUUCAAAGACGAGUAGUGAAUUUCACCAUCAUUGGUGUUGAGUUGUAUAAAUGCGCUUUCACCGGACCAUACCUGAAGUGUCUCCCACCUACAAAAGCUGACUAUGCACUCCGAGAAGUUCAUUCAGGAGUAUGUGGCGAGCAUCUCGCAGGAAGAGCUUUGGCAUCUCAACCAUACUCCCGCUUCUAG